AUCAGUUAUAUAGUACACAUGCGUAUACUGUGGAGAACGUUUAAGUAUUUUACGAAAGCUUCUUACUAUAGUUUUCAACUAGUCAACGGCAUACCAUCAUGGCGAUGGGUUUUGGUUACGUCUGUGAUUUACAGUUAAGAAAUUUGGCAUAAUGGUCUAAAUUGCAUUUUUUUUGUAAUUAUUUCUAAUAUCCGCAAAAUUUUUUAUUAUUUUAUUUCAAGUAUUUUUAUAUAAAUUACAAAUUUCAUUAUGGUAAAAUUAACAGAAGAAAUGGUCGUGGCUCGGACGCGAAUGUCUGAUUUCUCUGCUGUAAAGAAACUUAAUUGUUGGGGCACAGAAUUAACUGAUGUAAGCAUUUUAAGAAAAAUGAAAAAUGUUGAAGUAUUAUCAUUAAGUGUUAAUCAUAUCAACACUCUUGCUGAUUUUCAAUAUUGUUCAAGUCUUCAAGAAUUAUUUGUUAGAAAUAAUAAUAUCGAAGAUUUAAAUGAAGUUUGUUAUCUUCAAGGUUUACCAAACUUAAGAAAUUUAUGGCUUGGAGAAAAUCCUUGUGCUGAGAAGGAAGGGUAUAGGUUAUCAGUUUUAAGAACUUUACCAAAUUUACAAAAACUUGAUGAUGAAGUAGUAUCACCUGAGGAAGUGCAAACUGCAUUGACAAGAGGUCGUGUUUUAGUUCAUCCUCUUCUUGAUAUGUAUGCUUCCCCACCACAAUCAAAUGCAGUUAGUCCAGAAGAUAUUACUACUGAAUAUAUUGAAGAAAAUGAAGUGACACGACAUCGAAGAUAUAGUUCUUCAAGUGAUCAGAGAAGUUUUGAAGAGACACAACAUGUUCAAGAAGAAUAUCAUGAUCCAGAUCAUAGAAAUGCAAAUUAUAAUGCGUCACCAUCACAUCAUUAUUCACAAAAUAAUCAAUAUGCAUAUGAACAACAAGCAAAUGGACAGUCAAAGAAUCAAAGCAAAGAUGACACUAUACGUACAGAGUCGCGCAACGUCAGUGAAAACGUGGCCACUAACACUAUUGAAAUAAUCAAGGAAUAUGAUGACCGAUCAGCAAUAUCUAGACAUAAUGGAGAUUAUGAUGAUAGAAGAUCUUAUGCAGAAUAUAGUAAUAAUGAUAUUUCUCAACGAACAUAUGCACCAACGUCUCCAAGGACACAAUAUGCUACAAAUGAAAUUCUAGAUGAAAGACGAGCAGAAAGAAAUAAUUAUGAUUAUGAUAAUAGAUUGAAAUCUGAAUAUAAAGAACAUCAUGAUCACAGGAUAAAAUCAGAUUAUGAAGAGCAACAUCAACCAUCAUCUCAACCUAGACGAAUGGCAGUUCAUCACAAUGUAGAAAGAGAAGAUUCAAACCAAGUGCCUGGAUGGGUAAGACAUUCUGACAAGGAAAAAUGUAGAUCACAAUUUCAUUACCAUAGAAGGCCUGUUACAAGAAACUCAAACAUAUUAUCAGCUGUAUUAUGUUUAGUUAAAGAGCUUGAUUAUCCAAGUUUAGAAGUAGUAGAAAUGGCUGUUAGGAAUCGAAUGGAUGAAUUAGAAGAAUGAUGUUUCUGACGCCGUCCCCAAAAUCAGGGGACGGUUACUUUUUCUCAUAUGGGCAGUGUUUCUUCAAUUUCAAGUCCAGAAUUUUCAGAUUCUCUCGAUAGUAUGGUAAUUCCUUGCCAAUAUAUUAUUGAUAACGAUACAAAUUGUAAUAUUGAUCAUCAUACAUGUAAUCGACAUUCGAUCGAUGAUAAUACUGAUAAAUGUCAAAUUCGCCGGAAUGGUUGUAUGGAAACUUCGAUGCGUAGUUCAAAAAAUGUAUCUAUUCAUCCGAAUUCAAGAUAUUUUGGAAAUAAUCAGAAUGUAUAUAAUCUUAGGGACUCUAUACCGGAUAAUCUAAUGUCUGUAGUUAAUAACAGCGAAGAAAAGAAAGCCAAUGAUGUUAGAAGGGUUGCAAGUAGUGACAGCAUCCCUCGCAGUAGCUUUAAUGGUUUAACUUUAAGUCCAGGAUGCAGGGUUUUAAGUCAGGAUUGCGUAAGAAGAUCAAAAAGUCCUGAUAUUAGGAACACGAUCGUUCCUCUUCGCUAUAUUCAGUCAGCAAAAGGUACUUGGACAUAUAAUUUGUAAGUUAAAUUAUAAGUAACAUUAAUAUUCUCUCGAAAUAGAAAAAUUUCAUUUAGAAAAAUAUUUCGAGAAAUUCCUAAAAUUAGAUAAUCAUUAUAUAAUUAAAAAGAAAUGGCAUAAUUUGUGCAGUUUCAGAAGAGGAUAUAUAUAAAACUAUAAAAUUAGAAACAAUUGUGAUAUUUCUUCAAGGAGUAAAAAAUAAAAUUUUAGCGCAAUAAUUUCAAUGUAAUAUACAAAUUGAGUAUACUCAAGAUAAUAUGUUUAUGUACUUUAUAUAAAUGAUGCAAAAAUCAAAGAUGAAUUUUACAUUAUUUAAAAUAAAUAUAUUAUUCAUUGCAUCAAUUAAAGUACUGAGUGCAAUAUUAAUAUAAUAAUAUCUUAAUAUCUUAAUUUCUUAAUAUUAUUUUCGGUAUAAUGUUAUUUAUAAUUUGAAUGAGUAUAAAUGGAGUUGUGUUUUAUAUAUAUAUAUAUAUUUUUUUUUUUUUUUUUUUUUUUAAGAAUUUUGUUUAAAAUAUUACAUGAAUGUUAUAUAUUUUCAAAGAGUUUUUAUAAAUUACAACGUGAUACAAUGUACUUAAAAUUUGUAUAUAAAACAUAUAAUCAAAGAUGAAUUUAUGUCAGAUUAAAUAUUUUUAAAAAAUCUUUAAUAACUUUAAGUUAAGUAAAAUAUUUUACUUAUAUUUAAUAUCUGUCAUUGGAUUUUUUAUAAUGCAGUAAUUUACGAGAUAAAGUGUAAUAUAAUUUCAUGUAGAUUGUACAAAAUAUUUACAAAUUUUUGAGCAUUAAUUUUAAUAAUUUUUUGAAUAUCAUUGAAGAUUACAUUUGUUUUUUAACAAAUGUUUUUCUGUACAUUCAUAUUUAUUUAAAAAAUGUUAAAUUUGUGUAAAAAUUUUAAGUACUGAUAUUUUUUUCAUUUUUAUUAUUAUUAUUUCUAUUAUCGAAUUUCUGUGCGCAUUAGUAUACAUGCAAUAUAAUUUAAAAAUUUAAUUGAUAUUAAUUAAAUUGUAAGUAAAAUUGUAUUCAAAAUGAUAUAAAAAAAAAAUAUAAUGAAUAACAAAACGAAAAUUAAGUUCGUGCAAUAGCACAUAUACACUAUAUAGAUUAAUAUUAGACUGAUAAAUAUUUAUGUAUAUUUUUUUGGAAUGAAAUCUUCAUAUAUGUUAUAAACGGUGUGAGAAUCUAAAUAAUGUGGCUAUUAAAUUCUUUUUACAAUUUAAACCGUUCCACGUAACUAAGCCAAUUUUGAAUCUAGAUUUAAGAUAUUUUAUAAAAAUGCGGAAUAUAAUAUUUUUUGUUACAUAUAACCGUCCACUUAUAUUAUUUUAUAAAUAAUUAAUAUUAUUGUUACUUAAUAUUGUUACAAGACUAUUAUAAUUAAUUGCCUAAUAUCUGUUCAGCGUAAAAUGCAGAUGUUAAAUAUUUUUUUUUAACUUAAAAUAUGUUUUGAGACAAAUUAUAUAUAAUAAAAAUAAAAAUCAUACAUCGUCUUUCAUUUUAAAUGACUUAUAUUAUCAAAAGUUUAAAUCGAAAAAAAAAUUUAAAAUUGUUAUUUAAAUGUUUAUUGUUAUUAUUAUAUUAAUUAUUAUAACUUAAAUUUUUCUAGUUAAUGUAUGCAUUAUUAUCUUAUUGUAAUUAUAAUAUUAAUGUGUUUUACAAAAUAAAGUUUACAAUUAAAAAUAUAA
This is a messenger RNA of Apis cerana (Asiatic honeybee), 3782 nucleotides long. Its product is annotated as dynein axonemal assembly factor 11. NCBI's taxonomy places the organism in Eukaryota, Metazoa, Arthropoda, Insecta, Hymenoptera, Apidae. Gene Ontology annotation, molecular function: protein binding. The record is from RefSeq and is a predicted model, not a curated record. Gene Ontology annotation, biological process: cytoskeleton organization.